UAUUUCUGUCGCCAGUUCAAGAGUUACUAAAUGAAAUAUAAUUAAUUUAUUAAUCCAAAUAUUCCUGCAUUUUCUUUGAAAUUGUGCAGUGUGUCCGUAGCCUCCUUGUUAAUCAUUCUCUGUCAAUGAAAUUAUGCAGCAAUAAGCUGGCAAUUAACGCUGCUAAUCUUAUUUACAAUUCGGCCUAUCUUCUAACAAGAAAUUUGUUCAGACAAGUAUAUCUAAUGACUUAUUGCUUAAACUCUUUUCAGUUGAGGUAAUUAGAUUAUCUAAAUUCAGGGCACCAUAUUUUUGUCUCAUUUUAUUUUCCAACUCCAUAGGUACACUCAUGAAACUCUCUCCACAUCGGUCAAGAUCUGCACGAUGUUCAGUUUCAUGGAAUUAGCAUACAACAUUCCAAGAACGCUGCAUUCUUGCAGAAAGCACUGUUUUUAACGUUUUGGACAGAAAUUUCAAGCAUCCAAAAGAGGUUGUGGGGAAGCCAGGAAUCGGUUUCAUUGCCCAAAUCCAGACGUAUUUGAUUUCUUUGAUGAAUCAUAAAUUUCCUUUUGUUUCCCAUUUAUUUCACGACCACAUGAUGACAGAUUUAACAUCUCAGUUCUUCCCAUUAUAAAGCUCGAUCCUUUCUUCCUUCUCCCCUUUUUUUCUUCUUCCUCUCAUGGCAUCUGAUGUUGCCCCAAGAAAACCGCCUGCAGAUUCUUGGCUCUGAAUUCGUUCUGUCCCAUAUAUAGUAUUUGCUUCACAGUCAAACGUCAUGAUGAUCUUGGUUGAGAUUUUUAUUUUUAACCUUUAAAGGGUUUCUUGUGUUCGUUUUCUUAACUGCCCAUGUGAUGGAAAGUUAGAAAUUUUCCCCAUAAACACUGACAAAUCUUGAUUUUUCACUCAUACACAUGUGCAGUGAUGUGAAAUGAGCCUAUGCAGAUUGUUUUUUUGACAAACACAAUUGAAGAGCCUUUGGAUUUCAGGAUCUUUUUCCUUUUCCUUUGUUUUUUCACCUUCUGGGAAUAGGAUUAAGAUUGCAAGAAAAGAGCCAUUUCCUUGUAUUUUGGUAAUAACUGCAAGUUUGAGUUAAAAAUGAUGCCAAGAUUGGGAAGUUUUGGCUCAUUGGAGGAAGGCCAAGUUCCCCCUGUUAGAAUCGUAAACCAAUCCAACAGGCACUUCCCCUUGAGAUUACUGCUUCUCUGGCUUUUGUUGGGAGUAGGCAUCACGUUUUCGUUUCUCAGUAUGUAUACUAGCUGGUGUGUCACCGAGCAGACAGUAGAUGUUCCCAUCACUCAAUCAAAAAUCCAACAAUGCUUUCAAGAAUCAGAUAAUGUACAGAGUUGGAUUAGAACUCGAUCCAGCCUUUUGCACGAAAUGAACGACAAGGAGCUUUUUUGGCGGGCGUCAUUUGUGCCUAAGAUCGAAAAGUAUCCAUUUGAUAGAACUCCCAAGAUUGCGUUCAUGUUCUUGACUAGAGGGUCUUUGCCUCUGGCACCUUUGUGGGAGAAGUUUCUAAAGGGGAAAGAGAAACUAUAUUCUGUCUAUAUCCAUUCCCUGCCUUGGUAUCAGCCAAAGUUUCUGCCUUCAUCAGCAUUUUAUGGCAGGCAAAUACGGAGCCAGGUGGCUGAGUGGGGAACGAUGAGCAUGUGCGAUGCUGAGAGACGGCUUCUUGCCAAUGCGCUGCUCGAUAUCUCCAAUGAAUGGUUCAUCCUCCUGUCAGAGGCCUGCAUUCCUCUCCAAAACUUCACCACCAUCUACAACUACCUAUCAAGAUCCCGUUUCAGCUUCAUAGGUGCAUUCGAUGAGCCCGGCCCUUACGGUAGAGGCCGAUACAACCCGAAAAUGAGGCCUGAGAUCAACAUCUCAAACUGGCGUAAAGGGUCCCAAUGGUUCGAGAUAAACAGAGAACUAGCAGUCAACAUCAUUCAAGAUACCUUUUACUACUCAAAAUUCGAGCAGUUCUGCAGACCAGAUUGCUAUGUCGAUGAGCACUACUUUCCGACCAUGCUCAGCAUCAAAUCCCCUCAUAUGUUGGCAAACAGAACACUCACAUGGGUCGAUUGGUCGAGGGGAGGCCCUCACCCGGCAACGUUUGAAGAAACGGACAUAACGGAUGAGCUUUUCAAGACAAUCUUGAAUGGUGGAACAUGCAUGUACAAUGAUCAGCCCACUAACCUCUGUUUCUUGUUUGCGAGGAAGUUUGCUCCCAAUGCUCUGGAUCAUUUGUUGCAACAUUCGUCGAAAUUUCUCGGAUUCUGAAUAAUGUUUGUUAAGAUUAGUACCCUCAGUACUGGUGCACGUUACAGAAGCAAGGCGGAGGAAGAAGAAGCUGCUGCAGAAGGAAACAGCGUGGCAGCAAGAGGAACAAACAAUAUUUAAGUCUCGUAGAAGUCGUUUUACAA
Molecule: messenger RNA, 2384 nt
Organism: Sesamum indicum (sesame)
Lineage: Eukaryota; Viridiplantae; Streptophyta; Magnoliopsida; Lamiales; Pedaliaceae
Product: glycosyltransferase BC10
Cellular component (GO): membrane
Molecular function (GO): glycosyltransferase activity
Source: RefSeq, a predicted model, not a curated record